CACUUCUGUGUUAAAAUAUUAUUUUAUAAAAACGCUAUUUGACGAUGAGAUAUGCAAGUGGAACUCCUUUCUAUUUCUACGCGUUUCUUACCCAAUGAAAAGUGUGAAUUUGACUGACGAAAAUUAAUGUUUCAUUUGGAGUAGAAGUUUGGCUUUGGUAUAUACGACGCCUUCAUACAUUGCACGUCCGAUGUAGAUUACUAUAGGCAAGCACAAUUCCCUGCAAAUCAAAGCUUGUUAUCCUGAAAGUGUCGCCUGAUUCCGUCAACAUGCCCGUGGCUUUAAGUGAGUGGAGGAUCCGAAUCGGAACUUUUAUCCAUAGGAUAAAAGAAUGGGUGGUCAGAGAGAUGAGAGAAGAAUUGCUUAAAGAACGUAUUCAGAGGCUAAGAGUUCUUUGGGAACGACUCAAAGCGAAGAAGGAUGAUUCUGAAGGAGGGUCGCAAGAUCACAAGCCCAGACAAGAUGAAGUGGAUUCAUGUGAUUCUUCGUUGGUAAAUCAACAAGGCGAUGCCGAACCAAGCACUAAAGCGGGUCAAGAUUCACCACAGCCGUGUUGUGUAGGGAGUGAUACGUUACAUCAUGAACCAUCUGGUCAAACGGUAACAUCUCAGACAGUCUCCGCUUCAUUAAGUACACCGACACAUCCAACCUCGGAAGUUUGCCUAUCCCGCCCCUUUCUGUCUUCCUUUCUGUCUCCUUCCUUUUAUUUUUGCUUUCCUGUUAUUUUCCUAUUAUUUUCUUCGUUAUUGUUGUCCCUUUCUCCCGGAUUUGGUAUUCCCGUUUCUGUUUCUCUUCCCUUCCUUGUCGUCUUUCUCUUUUUACUUUCACUUUUUCUUUCCACUUUCCUUCCCUUUUCCCGACGGGAGCGAAGUUUUAGAGAGUGUCACAACUCCACAGCCUCUGCCUCAAACAACGGCUCUGGCACGAACGAAGCGGUUAAUGAACAGUUACCUCAGCAGCCUAAUCUACAAGAGUUAAUGCUUGUUACUGCUGGGGAUGUGGAGCUCAACCCAGGCCCUCGUGAAUGUACUCUUCAAGAAAAGGAACUUGUAUUACUUGCGAAAGAGGUUCCUGGUAACGUAUACGACGAGUUGUGCAUCGGUCUUGGCUUCAGCUACACAGAGGGCCAGAAUGUUCUGACAAAAUGUCUCCUAGACAUCCCAGGAGCUUUGAUCGAACUGUUCUGCCGAUGGAAAAUCAGGCAGAGAGAUGGCACAGACUGCAGGGCAGUACUCGGAGGAAUUUUGAAAGAUACCAACAUGGGUUCGCUUCAGAAAAGGCUACUGGAAGGAGAAUAUCUUAAAUCUGAAACUGAAGAGAAUGUGUCGAAUCAGGGGACCGGCGAACAGGACAUGACUGAGGAGCAGAUUUCUCGGUGCGCUGAAGAUCUGAAGUCAUUCUAUAGAGAACGGAUGUGUAAAAUAAAGCCCGAUCCUCUUGCUUUCGAUCUAAUGUUUGAAUUCGAAGAAAUUUACACUAACCUAGCCCUUCUCAGAAAUGUAACGGGGAUAACGAAGAAGAAAGGAUCACUUAAAUACAAGGAUCUUCUAACUACAAAGAUUAAUGGAGUACCUCCUAAACGUCUCCUAGUUGAAGGUGAAGGUGGGGUUGGUAAAACAACACUAUGUUCAAAGAUUGCUUGGGACUGGACCAAUGGAUCAGAAGCGUAUAAUCAUUUCAGUUGGGUACUUGUUGUACCAUUGCGCAACGUUAUCAAGGGUGAAGCAAUUGGGGAUAUCAUGAAAAAAUAUCUUAACAAUAAUAAUAACGUAAGCCCCGAACAGAUCGCGAAUUACAUGAAAUCCCAUCCUUCGGAGAUUCUGAUUAUACUUGAUGGAUUUGAUGAGUAUAAUGGGGACCUCUCGACCGAUGACACUUCAGAUAUUUUUAGGAUUCUACGCUUGGAAAUGUUGAAGCAGUGCACAGUCCUGGUGACAACGAAACCAUGGAGGGCAGGUCAGAUCAAAUGCAACCAGGAACUGAGUCGUUCUUAUUGCUUUAUUGCUGUAGAGGGAUUUAGUACUAAAAAUGUAUCGAAAUACAUCGGAAAAUUCUUUGCAAAGGAUAGACAGUCUGGAUUAGAUCUACAGCAGUUCAUACAAGGAAAUGACGUCAUCAAGGAGAACAUGGCCCCGUUCCCAAUCUACGUAGCCAUGCUUUGCGUCUUGUGGAAAGACAUCGGCGUUGAGAAACGAGAAAUAAUACGCAAACUGAAAACAUUCUCACAAUUAUUUGAACAAAUGAUAAUUUUCUUACGAGACCAUUAUCUAUCAAAAUUGAAGUCUAGCAACACUCUGAAUGAAGAACAAUCGAAAAAUGAAUUGAAAGCUGCUGAAAAAUGCCUCAAGCAGAUCGGUUCUGUCGCAUUUCAGGGGCUCCUAGAAAAGAAGUUGGUUUUCAAAGUUGAUGACUUCAGCUCUUGUAAGGACGCCAUGACAACAAGUUGCAGAAUAGGGAUACUUAGCAAAGAGCAAGAACAUGUACCUAGACAUAAAAGAUCCAUUCGUGAUUCCCAGGCUGUAACAGCAAAGGUUUUCUUUGCUCAUAAACUGUUCCAGGAAUACGUGGCAGCUCUCUAUCUUGCUUCUGUUUAUGAAUCUGAUCUCCAAAAAUACAACGGGUUGACGGAAACAUUAAUGAAAAAAAAUCACCAGGAGUUCCGUUUUCUCCUUUAUUUCACCGCUGCUCAGCUAAAAGAAGCAGGAUUAGACAUUGUAGAUAGAUUACAUCAUUUAUAUUCUGGAAAUAAAAAAUCGAAGAAGAAAACAGAUAUUGCUUUCCUUGUUGACGUCACUUUCGAAUCAUAUCACGAAGAUGCUGCAAAGAGGGUAGGACAAUGGCUAGAUGCUGAAGACAGAGCAUUGACGAUCAACAAGGCGCUGUCUGCGCAUACGGUGUCUGGAUACCUGUUCAUCAACGAACAUCAUGGAGUGAAAACACUGGACGUAAGAAAAUCAAAGCUUGGCUCGUCGACAUCUCUUGUUAUAGCCAACGCAGUUUUAUCGUCCAGCUCAUUGACAACAUUGAAACUUUUGGAAACAGAUCUCCACGAUAAUUUCUAUAAAUUCAUCUUAGACCAUAUUUCAAAGGACGGGACAACGACCAGCAAUGUUCAACAGCUACGUACAGAUCAUAGGCUGAUUGGAAAAUUACACAACUUUGGCACAAGAAUUGCAUUAGUAUUCCCUAUGCUGAAAAAAAUGAGUAUAUCAACUCUUCAAACUAUCUCACCGGCAAUAGUUCAAUCGUUGGCACAUGCCAGCCUGAAAGAGUUGUCAAUUGAGCAUGGAGAUGAAGACACAAGAGGUAUACGGUCCUUAAAUAGCAAUCUGAUUGCACUGAUUGGAGAACCUGAUUUACUUGGGAGACUUUUUUCAGAUGCUUUCCCUGAACUCACCUCUCUAGUCUUCAUAAAGCUGAUGAUGGGCAACAAACGCACUGAAUCUAUUCUUCGAAAUCUAAGAAAACACCAGCAUUUGAAAACAAUAAGUAUCAUCGAUUGUUUUACCGAUGACGAACUGGAUCAUCUGGCAGAAGAAAUAAAUGCUGAGAACAGGAUGAAAAUAACGCUCAAACAUAACGAGGGACAAAGGAGAUUGCACAUCAACUUGUUAUCAACAGACUUGUUAGAUGCACUUUGCAAUCGAACGAGAUUUUGUGAGUUGACUCUAACCGGACUAGGGCAGGAUGACUUUUGCUUUCCAGACCUUCAUGACAAAGAGGUUGAUUCAAAAGUAAGUGAAAUUCCCCUGUUGCUGAAGAUGAUCUUCCUUUUCGGGGAUGGAGGGGGGCUUUUUAGAAAAUAUCAACCAUGA
Messenger RNA from Lytechinus variegatus (green sea urchin), 3815 nucleotides. RefSeq lists its product as uncharacterized. The transcript is spliced from 10 exons. The record is from RefSeq and is a predicted model, not a curated record. Bases 270 to 3815 code for a protein of 1181 amino acids. NCBI's taxonomy places the organism in Eukaryota, Metazoa, Echinodermata, Echinoidea, Temnopleuroida, Toxopneustidae.